Molecule: messenger RNA, 1637 nt
Organism: Acanthoscelides obtectus
Lineage: Eukaryota; Metazoa; Arthropoda; Insecta; Coleoptera; Chrysomelidae
Source: the annotation of a GenBank genome assembly
UAAACCAUUUUCGGAACCUGCAGCGCCAAAAUAUGGUAAAGGAAAACCUAAACAGCAGGAAGUAAAGAUUCUGCAUAUAAAUGUGAGAUCCCUAAGAAGAAAAAUAGAUGAGUUGGAAGCCUUUCUUGUUGAUGAGGACAUUGAUGUACUGUGCCUGACAGAACAUUGGUUGACCAAAGAAGAAAUGGAAGUUGUCCAUUUGCAGGGAUACAUGAUGAGAGGGUCUUCUGAACGGAAGGACUUCCAGAUCUCCUUCAGGGAAUUUUGAUACCUUCUUGGAAUCAAUGGAGGAAAUAUUAACACAAUUGAGUACGAAUAGGCAAAUUAUUCUUGCUGGGGAUUUCAAUGUAAGUUUCAACACAUUAGAUGUUAAUACAAGUAAAUUGUGUGACCUUCUCGCUAGCUUUGGCUUAGAAAGAACAAUCUUUGAACCAACUCGUGGGGACUCCUGUCUUGACAAUGUUUUCCUUAGUAGUGCGAUGGAGCUGUGUGGCUCUCAGGUAUGUGAUAUUGGAAUAUCAGAUCAUAAAGGUCAGCUGGUUAAAUUUCUUGGUUGUGAAACCACAGGUUUUACUCAAAAUAAAAAAAUGUAUAGACCAGUAACACAAAGAGGUUUGUUUAUGUUACACAGUAGGUUGUCGGAGAUAUCUUGGGAUUUCAUUACUGUUGAUAGUACCAGCGGUGAACAAAAGUUUAGCCACUUCAUGGAUAUUCUUCAAGAAGCCUAUACAUACUCUUUUCCAAAGAAAACUUAUGUGGUAAGAUCCGACCAGGGCAAUAAUAUUUCCUGGUUUAAUACCGAACUAAGGGCAAUGAGGGAACAUUUGAGGUUUUUGAGAGAGCUGAAAGGGCAGUAUGGUUUUGUGAGUGACCAGUAUUAUAAAAACUACAAAAAUCUAUAUAGAAAUAAAAUAAGAAAAGCUAAGAUAAAUGCUAAUGACAACCUUGUAAAGAGCUCAAGUAAUCCUGCUAAAACCAUCUGGGAUAUCAUUAACAAAAAAAGAGGUAAGAGUAAUAAGUGCCCUGGGAGCAGUGACCUGUCACCUGAUGACUUUAAUAAUUUUUUUUGUAACAUAGCAGGUAAUAUAGUAAAUCACAUCCCUGAUGUACAUUUAGAUCCUGUUAAUAAUAUUGAUUUCCUGGUACCGCCACCUCUGUUUUCUUUUUCUGAAGUCACAUUUAACGAGGUUCGCGAUGUAAUAGAUAAUCUCAAAAAUAAAAACAGUAAAGAUAUUUUUGGUUUCAAUUUAAAAAUUGUAAAAUGUAUAAAGAAUAUAAUUUUGAUCCCUCUAACACGACUGAUUAAUAUUUGUCUUAGAGAAAAUAUUUUUCCAACUGUUCUAAAGAGAGCUAGUGUCACACCUAUUUUUAAGAACGGUAAUGUUGAUUCACCAGAGAACUACAGACCUAUAUCCCUUCUUCCAGUUAUCUCUAAGAUCUUUGAAAAAUGUAUGGCUUUGAGACUGGUAACCUUUUUUGAGGCAAAUGAAUUGUUUUCACAAUAUCAGUUUGGUUUUCGCCAGGGUAAGAGCACUGUUAUGGGUGUACUUAACCUGAUUUCUUCUAUAAUUGAUGCUUUCCAUGGAGGAGGGUAUAACACGGUUCUUUUCUGCGAUCUUAGGCAUUUGAUUGUGUGA